Suncus etruscus (white-toothed pygmy shrew) is the source of this 786-nucleotide messenger RNA. It is a transcript of the gene GZMK, whose product is annotated as granzyme K. The record is from RefSeq and is a predicted model, not a curated record. Gene Ontology annotation, biological process: proteolysis. Lineage: Eukaryota; Metazoa; Chordata; Mammalia; Eulipotyphla; Soricidae. The transcript is spliced from 5 exons. Gene Ontology annotation, molecular function: serine-type endopeptidase activity. Bases 1 to 786 code for a protein of 261 amino acids.
AUGACGAAGUUUUCUUCUUUUUCUCUACAUUUCCUGAUAGCUUUGACUUAUAUGACUCGAGAUUGUUACAACUCGGAAAUAAUUGGAGGGCGAGAAGUGGAACCUCACUCCAGACCUUUUAUGGCUUCCCUCCAAUAUAACGGCAUUCACACUUGUGGGGGAGUUCUGAUCCAUCAACAGUGGGUGCUAACAGCAGCCCAUUGCCACUCGCGGAAAGACAAAGGUCGAUUUUCCACUGUGGUUUUGGGCGCACACUCUCUCUCAAAGAAUGAGCGCUCCAAACAAACACUUUCUAUCAAAAGGUUUAUACCAUUCCCAAGAUUUGCAUCAGACCCUACAUCAAAUGAUGUUAUGUUGAUUGAGCUAUACACGAAUGCAACACUCAACAAGAAUGUCCAGCUGCUUCAGCCAAGAUUUAGAACUGAUAUUAAAGCUAAUACAAAAUGCCAGGUUACUGGCUGGGGUGCCACUAACUCCAAAUCUCAAUUCUUCUCUGACACCCUGCGAGAAGUGACAGUUACUGUCAUAAAUCGAAAACUUUGCAACAGCCAAAGCUAUUACAAUCACAAACCUAUAAUAACUAAAGACUUGGCAUGUGCAGGAAACACCAGAGGCCAGAAGGAUUCCUGCAAGGGUGACUCUGGUGGGCCUUUGGUCUGCAAUGGUGCCUUCUCUGCCUUAGUCUCUAAAGGUUACAAAUGUGGCAUUGCCAAGAAACCAGGAGUCUACACUAUACUUAAUAAGAAAUAUGAGGCUUGGAUCAAAAAAAAUCUUUCUCAUUACUAA